AUGGUUGAACUAGAAGUACAGAUUCCCACUGCUUUCGACCCGUUCGCUGACGCCAAAGACUCGGAUGCCCAAGGAGCAAAAGGGUAUGUGCAUAUCCGUAUUCAGCAAAGGAACAAGAAGAAGUGCCUGACUACGGUGCAGGGUCUCAAGGAGAACUUCACCUACGAGAAGAUACUCAAGGACAUCAAGAAGCAGUUCUGCUGCAACGGUAAUGUCGUGCAGGACAAGGUUAUGGGCAAGAUAAUCCAACUCCAAGGCGAUCAGCGCAAGAACGUUUCCCAGUUUCUUGUUCAGGCUGGAAUUGUGCAGAAGGAGCAGAUCAAGAUACAUGGUUUUUAAGGAUUUGGUUCGGUAAUAAGAUAAUAAGAUAAUUCUAGAAGUUUUUUUUUUUUUUUUAAUGAUAUUUGAGUGCUUGUGGGCUUGUAAGCUAAUAAGAUAAUUAUCAUUGGUGAAGCUUUUUAAGCUUCACAUAUUUUGGUUUGUUUUCCCGCUUAGAUGACUAUGUUUCUCGUUCGAUUUCAUGUUUUCUUCAAUGGGAAUUUCGGUGUAUUAUGAUGAA
Messenger RNA from Carya illinoinensis, 559 nucleotides. Its product is annotated as protein translation factor SUI1 homolog. The record is from RefSeq and is a predicted model, not a curated record. Gene Ontology annotation, molecular function: translation initiation factor activity; RNA binding. The transcript has a single exon. Gene Ontology annotation, biological process: translational initiation. The coding region runs from base 1 to 339 and encodes 112 amino acids. Lineage: Eukaryota; Viridiplantae; Streptophyta; Magnoliopsida; Fagales; Juglandaceae.